AUGAAUAUAAACCUGUUAAAUUUACCGGCGGCCAUCUGCACGAUCGUUUUCAGGAAGAUCCUCGACGCACAGCUGGGAGGAAGAUUCGCUUCGGGCAGGAUCGUGACGAGAGGACCUUGGCACAUCGAAGAGUACAUCAGUCCGAACGUCCUGUACAUCUACGUGAUCGGAGCGGCCCUCACCUUCCUUGGAAACCAUCUUCGACGAGGCACCAUCUUCAAGAUAGCCGACUCGUGCACCCGUCGAGCCAUCACACUGCGCGACAAAUGCCUACAGAAGAAACGAUGGCUUAAGAGGAACCGGUCCUGGGUGUUGAAAAAUCUUUUAAGCUCUCGCGAAAAUCAAGUCAAGGCCUUGAACUAUCUGAGCUGCUCCAUACCGAAUCCGGACCUGGUGCAGGAGCAUUUGCCCACGACGGCGACAACAGCUGCACCCUGUUUGACGCAACCGCGCGAUGUUGGUGAGAUCAGCAACGCAACUUACUUCACCGCGUCCAAGGACGAAGAUAAUCCUCCAUCCGGAGAAGUCAUCCAAUCGGUGGACGAUAUGAAGAUCAGGACGGAAAAGCCGAGGAGGCGAAGGCGCAGGAAGCGACGCGGCAAACGGCAGCAGAGCUUAGAUCGAGGCGAUUGUCCCAGCGAUGAACAGAAGGUACAGGAGAGUGGAAGCUGCGGUUCAACGAUGGACGUCUACACCAAAUCUGUGAUUAGGGAGCUGAUACCUAGCGAUUACUCGGAGGAGUCUGACACAGACACCUUUCAAAUACCUGAGAUCCGGAUGCCCGUCACUGCUGCUGCAGGUACUGCUGUUAACACCACCUCCAAGAAGAUCCGACCCAUCACGAACAGAGGGUACAGACGGGAGGGUAAGAAACACUCGAACUUAUCUCUGGUCCGGAAGACACGCAGCGGACGCAUCUACGGUUUCAGGGAGUACGCGCUGCACUCGUAGA
Messenger RNA from Nicrophorus vespilloides, 952 nucleotides. RefSeq lists its product as uncharacterized. The coding region runs from base 1 to 951 and encodes 316 amino acids. The transcript has 3 exons. The record is from RefSeq and is a predicted model, not a curated record. NCBI's taxonomy places the organism in Eukaryota, Metazoa, Arthropoda, Insecta, Coleoptera, Silphidae.